AAUUUUCUUAACGUAGAUCCUUUGUUUGACAAGAACGUGAAAAUAAAUAUAAAAGAUCCUCAAAUAGCUCGGAUAUCUCUUAGGUUGAAUGAUUGCUUCCAAUAUCAAUUUCGUGAUUAUUUGAUGACUUCAAAGUGUAAAUUUGUAAUUCAUACAUGACGUUAACUCCAAUGAAUUCAGGUUUCUGCAAGACUAUCGAAAAAAUCGCGAAUGUGAAACUAUUAAAGCGACUCGCGAAAUGCUUACAAAAACGUGAAGAACAAAAAAAUCGCUCGACAUUUAAAUGUUACAUAUAUUUGCAAAAAGUGAAGGGAGCUUGGUAACGAAAAUCAGAUCGCACUAUCAGAGAUUGCGAAUUGUGCUAGGUAAAUGCUGAGCCGCGGUUUGACUGCAUACUUGUUCAGUAGGCAUUUCGAAGCCAAGAGUUCGGUAGACACUCGACGGAACUAGUCUACUAAAGAGUCACUGACUGCGACCACAUUACUCACUAAGUGGGAAAACUGCAGUGAAGGCAAACUGCAUUGUGAUAGUGACAAAAUCCUGUUUGAAUUCCGUAAUAAGUUGAUUGAGAGGAGCAUUCGAAGUUAGACACUUGCUUCUGUGCAAAGUUUAAACCCCAAAGUUAUGUGGGAGUAUUGAAGGAAGAUACAUUUCUUUCUGUAAUUGUUCAAUCGUUUCCUGGUUUCAUUACCGCGGAAUAGUUUCGCGUGUGUUCAUAGUUUUUCCUAUUCCGCUCGUAUUUUUGAGCAGAAGUCAAACGAAGCAGUGUGUGGCUUCUUAAGUGAUUGUGAAAGUUUUACUAUUCGUUGCGUUUAAUACUCGUCGAUUCGUUUGUUUUGCCUCGACAACGUCUUACUGUAGUUGUUGCACCAAUUUAACUGGUCGUUUUAUUACGAUUUUUCAAGAGAUUUCCUCACUUGUUACGGGAGCUCUAACACUGCCACCGACAAUUGGCCACGAUAGCUUGAGAAACGAGAGCAAUAGAAACGAACAUCUCCGUUUUGACUUUUUCUGCAUCGGCGACCAGCAAUGGAAUGAGAGGUAGCAGCAGCAGACGCUGAUGUUGUGCAACACUUCAUGCUCGGUUCACAUUUAACUAUUUCUGGAACUGAGCGGACUUCUGGAUUCAUCCUUCGUAUUUCCAAAUAAAGGUUGAAAUUGUUUUCAGUCAGUGCGUUGCUCGAUUUCGAGGCGACGAUAAAAGUGACCGUUGCGUGGCGUGCAGGCUCCCGGUUAAGUUCCCACUAAAGCAAUGCCGAUCAAAUCCUUUUAAGAAACGCGUUAUAAGGAACAAAUGCAACAAAUUGACGGGUGUAUUCCUACUUGACGUAACUUAAAAAUAAUACGUAUGUUUGUUAGGGGGAAGUCCGUUUCAAAAAAAAUCCUAACGUCAUUGGCUGUAAUUUCGAAGUACAUCCCGACUUAGUGAAUUCUACCUGCCGGAGUCGACUUAUCAGAUUCAUUUAAAUUAUUAACCCCCAAGGCUUGAUAAUGAAUUUACGGAACUGUACGAAACGACAUGACUUUGGAUGUAAUAACAAAUCAGCAAGAAAAGCAGUACGAGAACAAUUAUCGCUAUCAUCAGCAUCUGCAGGCACAUCAGCAAAAAAAAUGUCGACCACGUGUCAAGAUAAAAUCUUCAUUAAUAACUUCCGGACUAAACCACGAGGCGAGAAAAGAUGGUUCCUAGGGGAUUUUAAUAAAUUGUAUAGUAUUUUUUUAUUCGUAAUAUUAUUUGUCAGUUACCAAUAUGUGGAAGUUGUGCAGUGCGCUGGAAAUAAUUCCAACAAUAUUGACGUUGCUGAGAAUGUGGUAACACUGCACAGUGUUAUGCCCGAAAGUGAAAACAUAAGUAACAGCAACAAAGAUAACAACGAAUUUUUAAACAAACCACACGUUCUUGAUGUGAAUAAUUUUCAUGACGUGACAUUCAGUGAUGUGAACUUAAAUGACGAAAAUUAUAAUAUCGAAAGUAAUAGUGUUAAGCGCUACUCUAAUAGUACAGUAAAAAUCAACACGAAUAGUAUACGUAAGCCUGCAAUUUAUUUAAAUGAAUUUGCUGUCUAUAUACCGGCUGGCCAAGAUGUAGCUGAUAGCAUCGCAUCGAAACAUGGAUUUGUAAAUAUGGGACAGAUCGGAAGUUUGAAAGGCUACUACCUUCUCCACCACAAUCAUGUAUCAAAGCGUUCGUUGAGCAGAAGUGAUACUCACCACAACGCCUUAAAUUCCGAACCUGAGGUACGAUGGAUGCAGCAACAGAAUGAAAAAGUUCGCAAAAAACGUGAUUACAAUCCCGGUAUACGAUUUCCAGGACUCUCAUUCACGCCGAGCCCGACUACAGGAUUGGGUCUAGGUAGUCUUUUGAAGGGAAUCGCUCCUCAAUCGCGACUAGAAUAUCGUGAUGCAACGCCGCAUACGAUAUUCCCAGAUCCACUAUUCAAAGAACAAUGGUACCUGGUGAGUAGAAAUGGUGGCGCCAAAGAUGGCCUUGAUAUGAACAUAGGACCAGCCUGGCAGAAAGGAUAUACAGGAAAAGGCGUUGUCGUAUCCAUCCUUGAUGAUGGCAUUCAGACAAAUCAUCCUGAUCUCGCGCAAAAUUAUGAUCCAGAUGCAUCAUAUGAUAUUAACGGGAACGAUUCCGAUCCGAUGCCCCAAGAUAAUGGAGAUAACAAACAUGGAACUAGAUGUGCUGGAGAAGUUGCCUCUGUUGCUUUCAACAAUUAUUGUGGAGUUGGUGUAGCGUAUAAUGCUAGCAUUGGUGGUGUUCGAAUGCUUGAUGGCAGUGUAAACGAUGCGGUUGAAGCAAAGGCGUUAAGCUUAAAUCCACAACAUAUCGACAUUUAUAGUGCCUCCUGGGGACCUGAAGAUGAUGGAUCAACUGUAGACGGUCCGGGUCCAUUGGCUAGACGUGCCUUCAUCUACGGCGUGACAAGUGGACGUCAUGGCAAAGGAUCAAUAUUUGUAUGGGCAUCGGGUAAUGGAGGACGUUAUACAGACUCGUGUAACUGCGACGGAUACACUAAUUCAAUUUUCACGCUGUCAAUUUCAAGCGCAACACAAGGAGGUUUCAAACCAUGGUAUUUGGAAGAAUGUUCCUCCACACUGGCUACUACUUAUAGUUCGGGAACUCCUGGUCACGAUAAAAGCGUGGCAACCGUCGACAUGGACGGAAGACUUCGACCAGAUCAUAUAUGCACCGUAGAACACACAGGAACGUCGGCUUCUGCUCCGCUUGCUGCAGGGAUAUGCGCUUUAGCCCUUGAAGCCAAUCCUUACCUUACGUGGCGAGAUAUGCAAUAUUUAGUUGUGAUGACGUCGCGGCCAGAACCUUUGGAAAAAGAGGCAGGUUGGCUUUUAAAUGGCGUUAAAAGGAAAUAUAGCCACAAAUUCGGUUAUGGUUUAAUGGAUGCCGGAGCUAUGGUUAGCUUGGCAGAACAGUGGACUUCUGUACCAAAUCAGCACAUUUGUAAAUCUCGCGAAAAUAACGAAGAUCGGCAAAUAGAAGGAACCUACGGAUAUACACUUCAAAUUCAUAUGGACGUAAAUGGAUGCGCGGGAACUUUGAAUGAAGUUCGUUAUCUAGAACAUGUUCAAUGUAAAAUCACAUUAAGAUUUUUCCCAAGAGGGAAUUUACGAAUACUACUCACUUCACCGAUGGGAACAACAAGUACCUUGCUAUUUGAACGUCCAAGGGACAUUGUAAAGUCGAAUUUCGACGAUUGGCCAUUCCUAAGUGUUCAUUUCUGGGGGGAACGAGCUGAAGGCAGAUGGACACUGCAAAUCAUUAAUGGCGGAAGACGACGUGUAAAUCAGCCCGGAAUUUUAUCAAAAUGGCAACUGAUUUUCUAUGGGACUCAAGUGAAUCCGAUUCGUCUGAAGAAUGGCGGGCAGGAUCCAUCGAAUGUACGAAGAGUAACUGGAUUAAACCCUUUUGUUUUCCCCACUGAUACUGAUUUGGGACAAACACAGAGUGGAAACGCUUAUUACAAUUCUGAUCCUUAUGGGUAUUUGAAUUAUCAGAAUUUAUUUACGGGAGCUGGAAGCAGUCCAGAAAAAUCUGUUGCCACCGUGGAUGGUCACAAUAUUCCAACUCCACAAAGACAAAAUGUUAUGGCUGAUUCGAACAAUAAAAUCGUCUUACAUGAUUGCGAUCCAGAAUGUGAUUCUCAAGGAUGCUAUGGGCGUGGACCCACACAGUGUGUAGCUUGCAAACAUUAUCGAUUAGAUAACACAUGCGUAAGUCGUUGUCCUCCACGAAGUUUCCCCAAUCAGGGUGGAGUUUGUUGGCCUUGCCAUGAGUCUUGUGAGACUUGCGCUGGUGCAGGCCAGGAUAGUUGCCUUACAUGUGCACCAGCUCAUCUCCACGUUACCGACUUAGCAGUGUGCUUGCAAAUUUGCCCUGAAGGAUAUUAUGAAAACUAUGAUAAUAAAACAUGUGUCCCGUGUGAAGCCAACUGUGCGUCGUGCCAAGACCGUCCUGAUUACUGUACAAGUUGUGACCAUCACUUAGUUAUGCAUGACCACAAAUGCUAUUCGGCCUGUCCAGAACAUACCUUUGAGACAGAAGACUACAACUGCGCUUCUUGUCAUCUAUCCUGUUCAACAUGUAAUGGCUCUUCAGAAUCUCAGUGCAUCACUUGUCGCUCCGGACGUUUCGCUUUGGACGGCAAAUGCCUAAACAGUUGCCCAGCCGGAUAUUAUGGCGACAAGAAACGCCAGGAAUGUGUCCCAUGCCCAAUCGGAUGCGCAACAUGUAGCAGUAAUGGAAUCUGUCUGACAUGCAAGGACAAUUGGGUUCUAAAUAAGAAAAAUAAAUGUAUCGUGAAGGGAAGUGAUGCUUGUGAUGACUCUGAAUAUUUUGAUAACGGUCACUGCCAUCCAUGCCACUCAACGUGUGAAACCUGCGAUGGGCCAACAGAGACAAAUUGCCUAAAAUGUCCACCGAGUCUACUAUUACAAUCAAAUCGAUGUGUAAGCACCUGUGACGAUGGAUAUUACAUGGAAGCUGGAGUAUGUGCCAAAUGUCUACAUACGUGUACACAAUGCGUGUCACGUAUGAAUUGCACAGCAUGUGCCAAAGGUCUUCAAUUACAAAGUGGCGAAUGUAGGACUACGUGCGCUGACGGAUAUUACAGUGACCGUGGCACGUGUGCGAAAUGUUAUUUGAGUUGCCGGACAUGCAGUGGACCUCGUCGUGAUCAGUGUGUGGAGUGUCCGCCGGGUUGGCAACUAGCAGGCGGGGAGUGUCAUCCAGAAUGUCCGGAAGGAUUCUAUAAGUCGGAAUUCGGGUGCCAAAAAUGCCACCACUACUGCAAAACGUGCAACGGUGCUGGACCAUUAGCUUGCAGCUCCUGCCCGUUUCAUUUCAUGUUGGAUGGUGGACUUUGCAUGGAAUGCCUUGGUUCGCAAUAUUACGAUUCCCCAACACAGAAAUGUAAAAGUUGCCAUGAAUCAUGUCGGUCGUGUACUGGCCCGGGUCAAUAUUCUUGCAAGACAUGUGCUUUCCCACUUCACUUAGAUCGGCUUAAUAACCAAUGUGUGCCUUGUUGUCCAACAGACGCUUCACCUGAUGAUCAGUCCUGCUGUCAUUGCGAUAAAGACACCGGUCAAUGUAUAAACGCCUCGCCGGCCGGCAAGAGAAGAAUUGCAGCUGGAGCUGAGCAGCAAUUUGGAAAUAACGAUGGUUAUAAUAUGGGAUUGUCAGAUGGUGAGCCAACAGGUGUUCUAUCACAGGUGGUAUCACCAUUUACAACAAUUACUGCCAUCGCAGUUGCGGGAUGCCUAAUGAUUGUGACCAUAUUUGCAAUUAUUUUCGCCAUUCUCCAGAGAAACAGCUAUAGCCCAAAAGGUGCCUCGAAACGUACCCACACAGGCGUGAGAUACAACAAAUUACCCACAAAAUCUAAAAAGUCACUAUCACCGUCAACGACAACUUUGCAAAUAAAUUUAAAUGAGGUUGAUGAAGAUGUUGACUACUAUGAUGAUGAUGAGUCGGGUGACGAAGAUGAGCACAGCACUGGCACGGAACGCCAAUACCGUGACAAUGCGAAUAGCCGUGGCUUGGAAUAUAAGGACUCUGAAGAUGUAAGGUGUACGGAAAUACCAUUCAAGACGGGUGUAAUUAGCAAGCUUUCUCCAAAUUUAAAUGGUGCAAUGAUCGACAGCCACCGGACAGUCUCUUUGGAAUAUAGUAAUAUAUGUGCGUCGAGCGAUGGGAGUACGAGGAGUCGUGAGGAAUAUAGGCAGCUAUCAGAUGGAAACACCUCUAAACUAUAUACUAGUAAAAAUGAUUUUAAUGUGUCCAGUAAUAAUAGAAAAGACUGUGCAGAUAACCUAAAGUCACGAAAAGUAUCAGAUGAAUUUGAAGCCAGCAUCCGCGGAAUGUCGAGGAGAAAUCACAAUGCAAUCAACUUGAGAACUAGUGAUGACCAGGGCAGUGAGAGUAGCAACUACAACAGUAAUAGAGAAGAAAUGUCUCUUUUCACUGAAACCUAGGAGUAAACGUGUUUCAAUUUCCUCACAACCUCUUUAAAUUUUUUUCUUGAUUUUGUAUCUGUUACUUAGUAUUUUGUCCUUCCCUAUCCAGUUUCGUUUAAAAAACUUGAUUGAAAAAAGCGAUGCCUUGGUUAGACAUAAUUUAAUGAAAGUUUUCCUUCUACCUUUAUUUUGCUUUACUAGCAUAUAUUUUAUUAUUUUCCCAUUGUUAAGUGAGUUUUAGAGACUUUUUGAAAAUAAGAAAUCUGCAAACGAAUAAACAAUAUUUGAAGUAAGCCUAUAUUAUUUGUUUUCAUCAUUGACCAUUUUAUUCUAUUUUAUUGUUGUCUGUGUCUAUGUUGAGCUAGAGAUUCGUUGGACGUGAGUUGCAUUUCUUGAACAUUAGGUUAGUUUGCUUUUGUUAGUUAAACAAAUUAUGGUAAAAGGAAUUGAGUGAUAUUUACAAUUAUGACACAAAAAACAAGAGGAAUAUACAAAUUAAGUGCCACUUGGGAAUAUAGAAAAUCAAAGAAAACUUUUAACACACUUUGCAUCUCCAGAAAACAAACUGAAUUCCAGAGUGAAAAAAUUAACCACAUAGAUUUAGGUAUAGAAAUCCGAAGAACUAACACAGUAAAAAUAUGUAAAUAAAA
Molecule: messenger RNA, 7127 nt
Organism: Hermetia illucens (black soldier fly)
Lineage: Eukaryota; Metazoa; Arthropoda; Insecta; Diptera; Stratiomyidae
Product: furin-like protease 2
Exons: 17
Coding region: 1492-6495 (1667 amino acids)
Biological process (GO): protein processing
Cellular component (GO): trans-Golgi network; Golgi membrane
Molecular function (GO): serine-type endopeptidase activity
Source: RefSeq, a predicted model, not a curated record